AUGACCGUUCCGCCAACGAAUAGCACCAAUAUCAAUGGCUCGCUGGCCCGAAUGUCUACCUCUGAUACUUCUGUCCCUACCUCAGUCAAUGCUGCUGAGCUACUUGCUCACGGGGAACCUUUCAUUGAAUUCCCCCGAUAUUCCAUACUCGAUAUAAAGAAAGAGGCUGCCUUCGCAUAUGAAAAGCCGGAUGAGGGGGGUGCACCAUCUCAACCGAAUGCGCCAGGGACGAAUACUGGGCAGUUAGGGAAAGAUACUACAGACUAUUUUUCUGGUUGGCUUUCAGCAAGAUUGCAAGACGGCAAGCCGUUCGUGAUACAAGAUUUUGAUAAACUACCUGAAUGGAAUAAGAGGCUGUUCUCCCUUGAAGGCUUAAUUGAACAUUCUACAAAGAAAAAUAUUCCUAUUCGGAACUGCAGCACGAACAGAGAUCUCAGCUUCACCCUUAAGAAAUUCGCCGAUGCAUCUCGACAAUCUUACCGGGAAUUUAAAAACCUCUACGCUCGAGACCUGCGUUGCCCGGAUUCCUGGUUGGAGCAAUGUAGAAGAUUACUCCCUCCUGAGGUUCAAUGGAGUGGCAGGCUGGACCUGUUUCAAUGGCUGCCAUCAUGCGCCCGCAGCGAGGUGAUGAUGGCCUAUGUUGGCUCCGAAGGCUCCUCAUUUCCUCCCCAUUGUUCUAUUGACCAAUUUUUCGGUAACACCAGCAGCCUUGAGCUAACACUUAUUGAUAUUACGGGCCUAGAUCGGCCGGUUCUCUGCUUUGGAACUGAUUUCAGCUCGCAACAAAAAUACGAUAACUUCAUGGCGGCUCGUGGUGCGUCACCCCACGUCGACUGGCUGAAUCUGGGACCAGAGGAUCUUAAGAAAGCAAAUUUUCCUGUCUACAUCUGCGAACAAUGGCCUGGAGACCUUGCUGUCUUUCCUCCUGCAACAGCACACCAGGUUUGGAAUCUUGGGAAAGUUUCAACGAAAGUGGUGUGGAACAUCUUACAUCCUCUAUCCCUGGAUGCUGGCCUACACUAUGUCCAGCCUCCUUUCAACCGUUUAUGCCAUCCGGAUGUCGCUCGAUCGAAUCUCUCACUGGCCUGCGCCAUGCUGAGUCUGCUUCGUGAUGAUCAACAUGCAAUUAUUCCUCCAGAUCUACCCCUGUUGACAAGACUCUUCAAUCAAAUGGCAAAGGAUGAGACAAUCGACGGCAGUCCUGCGACAGCAGUGACGCUUGUCCCUAUACCCGAGACAGCCAUAGCAACCUGCAAUUUUUGUGGUACCGCUAUCUGGAACCGUCAUCUACGCUGCAACCAAUGUCUGGAUUUUGACCUCUGUCUCAUGUGUUAUCUGAGCGGUCGCAGCUGCGAGCACCCUUCAAGCUAUUCAUGGGCUGAGAUUGUUCCGCAAGAUAUAUGCUCGCGUGUUGUACAAAGAGCAGAAUCUAUACUUGGAUACAACAUAAGCCAAUCCUCUGAAGGAUCCCGUAUUCCGGAUCAGCGCAAAACCUUAGGUACGGCGGUAAACGAAUUGAUGCUUGCUAGACAGAGCAUGGCAGUGAAACUGUGCCACCUAUGUCGGAGCGAUCAUCUCGAAUGGAAAGGCAGACGUUGUGAUAAGUGUUCAGCCUUCUUUUGCUACCGGGGACUGUAUCGUCACUUUGAUAUGGCAUCUGCAGAUGUCAUGCGCCAUCCUGGACUAUGGAUAUGUCCAAAAUGCUUAGAGAGUUGUAACUGUCGAUGCUGCCAUUUCGUUUCCCCUUACGUCAAAGCUGAAAAGCCCGCGUCAAAACGCAGAGUUCGGCCUGGAGAUCCGCGGGGGAAAAAUAUGGGAUUUACAGACAAUGUGUUUGACCAAAAAAAGCCAUCUCCCAUAUCCGCACCGCCCCGCCGUGCUACUGCUUCUGCCAUCACCCUUCCUACACUCUCAACCCCUGAAUUGGCCGACUUAUCUCUCCUUCAUGGAAGAAGGGACUCUACUAUCGAGGCAGUUUCGGAUGGCUCAUCACUUGACCGAUUUAAGAUGAGAAGAACAUCAGUUGUUUCUCGCGAUACCACCCCAAAGCCCUGCUCUGAUAUACCUCCUGGCAAGACCCUUCUUGGGAUAAACUACAUAACGCAGACGGCUUCAACCAGUGACGACCAACUAUCUCUCCCCCCUCUCAAGGGUGGUGGUUCCUACUCCAGCGGGCCUUUAAGUAUGACCUCACCCUCUACCGUGUCCCGCAAGUCGAUGUCAAAUGAUGGUGGAAUGGCCACUCUAGCUACUAUUGCAAGCACUAGGGAAUUAGAGCCCUCCUCCCUCCCAAGUAGCACUGCCAUCGGACACGUAUCUCGGUAUGACAGGGACUCUAGAAGCGAUAGCAACAGUGACACCAUGGCUUUGAUGACACAGCCUGAGGCACAUCAUCAGCCCCAACCAUAUAGCCAGCAUCACUACCAGGCAAAUAAUACGCAGCCGCACCACUUUCCCCCUUCAUUUGGGUUUUUCCCUAACUCCAGACAACAGCCAACGACUCAGCAUCAGCACCAUUCCGGCGCCCCAAGCAAUACGCUCCUCAGUGGACCCCUAGCCACAUCGACCUCAACUCCCCGUUCAACAUCACUGGCAUUACCAUCAAACCCAAACGCGUUAGCUACGAACACUAUCCCCGCACUUGAGACACAGCUUACUCGCCUCCGUCAGUACUCUGAAGAAGUCCUUUCACUAUCCCUGUACGACUCUCACAGGCUUCUCCAGGAUGAGAUACAACGACUAGAGGGUACUUUAUUACUAGCUAAAAAGGACCGAAGUGAACGGGUCCUUCGCAAUUUGGAAGCGGAAUUCCCAGCCCUGAGAAAUAUCCACGAAGGCCUCAAACGAGAGGCCACACGACUUGGUUACUUUUAA
This is a messenger RNA of Trichophyton verrucosum HKI 0517, 2874 nucleotides long. RefSeq lists its product as uncharacterized. NCBI's taxonomy places the organism in Eukaryota, Fungi, Ascomycota, Eurotiomycetes, Onygenales, Arthrodermataceae. The coding region runs from base 1 to 2874 and encodes 957 amino acids. The transcript has 5 exons. The record is from RefSeq and is a predicted model, not a curated record. Gene Ontology annotation, molecular function: zinc ion binding.